AUGGGCGAAGCAGCAGUACCGCCUGAGCUAGACACCGAUCCAGCAGCAAAGAUGGCUCAGACGAACCCUCUGCCUGUUCCCAUGGGCCCGUGGAAGAGCGUUCGGAGCAGAGGCCGGGAGAACCGCCAGCCACAGCCCUGCCACCCGCCCGUCCCAGAACGGCUCCGCUCCUCUCUCCGGACGGCACCGCUGCCCCGGGAACUGAUCUCCGCAGGGAUCACCGUGUACGACCAGGAAAACUUCCAGGGCAAGAGGAUGGAGUUCACUUCGGCCUGUCCAAACAUCAUGGAAUGUGGCUUCGACAACAUCCGCUCCCUGAAGGUGGAAUGUGGCGCCUGGGUGGGUUACGAGCACACCGGCUUCUGCGGGCAGCAGUUCAUCCUGGAGAGGGGAGAGUACCCGCGCUGGGACGCCUGGAGCGGCAGCAACGCCUACCACAUCGAGCGCCUGAUGUCCUUCCGCCCCGUCUGCUCCGCCAAUCACAAGGAAUCCAAGAUCACCAUUUUUGAGAAAGACAACUUCAUCGGCCGCCAGUGGGAGAUUGCUGAUGACUACCCCUCGCUGCAGGCCAUGGGCUGGGCCAACAACGAAGUGGGCUCCAUGAAGAUCCAGUGCGGCGCCUGGGUGUGCUACCAGUAUCCCGGGUACCGUGGCUACCAGUACGUCCUGGAGUUUGACCACCACGGUGGAGACUACAAGCACUGGAGAGAGUGGGGUUCGCACGCCCAGACCUCCCAGAUCCAAUCCAUCAGGCGUGUCCAGCAGUAG
Molecule: messenger RNA, 768 nt
Organism: Pyrgilauda ruficollis (rufous-necked snowfinch)
Lineage: Eukaryota; Metazoa; Chordata; Aves; Passeriformes; Passeridae
Gene: CRYBA1
Product: crystallin beta A1
Biological process (GO): lens development in camera-type eye; visual perception
Molecular function (GO): structural constituent of eye lens
Source: RefSeq, a predicted model, not a curated record